CCAGAACGGCGCGGCCAUGGCGGGCGCCGGCAGCGACAGCCGCUUCUCCGGCCUCUCGCUGGUGCAGCUGCACGAGCUGCUGGAGGACGAGGCGCAGCUGGCCGGCAUGGUGCAGGACAUGGAGGAGACGCAGAAUCUCCAGCUCAGCAAGGAGAUGACACUUGCCAGCAACCGCAGCCUGGCUGAGGGCAACCUGCUCUUCCUGCCCCGGCUGGAUGCGCUCAAGGCCCGCCUGACGCAGCGGUACCAGGAGCUGCAGGGCCUCUUCGAGACCUACCAGCUCAAGAAGACCAAGCUGGACAGGCAGUCGAGCAGCGCCUCCUUGGAAACCCUGUUAGCCCUUCUCCAGGCUGAAGGAGCCAAAAUCGAGGAGGAUACAGAGAACAUGGCCGAGAAGUUCCUGGAUGGGGAGCUGCCCCUGGACACCUUCAUCGAUACCUACCCAAGCCAGCGCAGGCUGGCACACACACGCAGGGUCAAGAUCGACAAGCUGCAGGAACUGGUGCUGAAGGGCCAGAGACUCGCCCCGGGCCCUGUGCCCCUCCGGCUGCCCGAGCCUGCCGCCCCGUUGCCUUACCCAGCCCCGGAGGCCGGCGGGGUCCCCUCAGCCCUGCCCCGGCGUCUGCCGCCCCCGCCGCCCCCCGUGCCAGCUGGCCGCCUGGCCAUGCCCUUCCCGGCCGCUGUGGGCUCACCCUGCCCUGGACUCCAGUGCCCGCCGCUGCCUCCCCGUGUGGGCCUGCCCCCUCCGCAGGGCUUCUCGGCGCAUCUCGUGUCUCCACACCCGCCCGCGCUGCCCCAGAGGCCCCCACCCCGGCCCGGCUUCAUUCUCUAGGUGCCCUCCAGGAGUCGGGCACCGCCAGGAUUGGGGGCCGGGGGAAGGUGUGGAGGUGGGUGUGCAGGCCCCACACACAGCCCGUCCUCACCCUUCAACAGACCCCAGGGUCCAGCCUGCAGCGGGGGCCCAGUGUGGAGCUGCUUCUGGGAAGGAGGGUGUCAGCCACCCGCCCACGAUCCCCCUCCCCAAGUAUCUGGAAGCCACAGCCACAGCAGGGUUCACACUCGCCGCAGAGCCCUGAACCUCACCAAGUUGUUUUCUUCUUUUAUAUCGGGGAAACCAUUUUUCGAUCCUCGUUUAGGACUAUUCAGGGAAACGGCAGGAAAUGCACAUUUGUCCCGAGCAGCUGGGGCGGUGGGUCCUCAGUGCUGCCUGCCCGUGCCUUAGCCUCCACUGGCACUGGGCCCGGGCGAGGCUACCAACCUCUGUCCUCACCGCGCCGUCUGCUCCUGGACUCGAAGCAGCUGUGUGGACGGCCCUGCCUUGCCACGCCAGGAGUGUGGAGCAAGGUGCCAUCCAGGUGCCACCCGCCCUGCCAUGGGGCCCCUGGGCCCAGCCAAACGGGUGCUUGGCGCCAGGCUGCCCCGUCUGCUCGGGGCCGUGUUGGAGCUGUUUGUAAAGCUGUAGGGCCUUUUGCAUAGAGAAUAAACAUGUUCUUGUAA
Messenger RNA from Suncus etruscus (white-toothed pygmy shrew), 1497 nucleotides. RefSeq names its product VPS37B subunit of ESCRT-I (gene VPS37B). The record is from RefSeq and is a predicted model, not a curated record. NCBI's taxonomy places the organism in Eukaryota, Metazoa, Chordata, Mammalia, Eulipotyphla, Soricidae. The coding region runs from base 17 to 832 and encodes 271 amino acids. Gene Ontology annotation, cellular component: ESCRT I complex. The transcript has 4 exons. Gene Ontology annotation, biological process: protein targeting to vacuole; ubiquitin-dependent protein catabolic process via the multivesicular body sorting pathway; protein targeting to membrane.